UGUGAAAUAUUUCCGACCUUCCCCGACGACAGGCGGAUCGUUAUCAGCGUUCGUGUUUGCGAAAAAGCUGACGGCUUUGUUUUGUUUUCGCAUCAGCUAAUCCUGCCGGAUCAACUCGGAUUACCCGCCGUAGCCAUCAUUCCACUGUUUGGAAACAUUGUAAGUUCCAGACAGCAAUGGCCAGUGUCAGUGCCCCGCUGGUGAUGCGGAUAGUGGCCAGCUCGAUUCAGAUUGCCGGUCGUGCGGGGCGAAUCAUCCGCGACGUAAUGGCCAAGGGUGAUUUGGGCAUUGUCGAGAAGGGCAAGGAUGACUUGCAAACUGAGGCGGAUCGAUCGGCUCAACGGUGCAUUAUCGCUUCGCUGACAAAGCUAUUUCCCAAUGUGACCAUAAUAGGGGAGGAGGGUUCCAGUGAUCUCAAGGUUCCGGAUGAUUGGAUUGUUUCUGAUUUUAACGCGGAAUUUUUGGAGCGCAAUGUUUGUCCCGAUGGGUUGAAGCAAGUGAAGGAGUCCGAUUUGGUUAUUUGGGUUGAUCCACUCGAUGGGACCGGUGAAUACACUCAAGGCUUCCUGGAACGGGUCACGGUGCUAAUAGGUAUAUCAGUGAACGACAGAGCCGUUGGAGGAAUAAUUCAUCAACCGUACUUUAAAACGGAUUGCAAUGAGUUUGGACGUACUAUAUGGGGUGUUAAGGGUAUUGGAACCGGUGGUUUUGUUCCUAAAACUGUCCCAUCCGACCGUUUAAUAGUGACUACCACUCGAUCACAUUCCAAUGCAGUUGUCCAGGCAGCUCUUGAUGCCCUCGCCCCAGAUGAGGUCCUGAAAGUGGGCGGAGCAGGGUACAAAGUCUUACAGCUCUUGGAAGGUAAUGCUCACGCGUACGUGUUUGCGAGUGCCGGGUGUAAAAAGUGGGAUACGUGCGCUCCUGAGGCAGUUCUGGAGGCACAGGGAGGAACGCUUACCGAUAUCCUCGGUCGGCACUAUCGUUACGGUCGCGACGUAAGUUUCCCGAAUGCUUGUGGUGUACUUGGCACAGCCAAAGGCAUUUCACAUGACGAGAUACUCGCUAAAUUGCCUGAUAGCGUCAAACAGGCCAUGAACAAAACCGACUAGACGAUUUGAAAAUGAGGCUAAUAGUAAAAUUGACCGGAUGAUUAAAAGUUAAAAAAUUUA
Wyeomyia smithii (pitcher-plant mosquito) is the source of this 1169-nucleotide messenger RNA. RefSeq names its product 3'(2'),5'-bisphosphate nucleotidase 1. The coding region runs from base 177 to 1109 and encodes 310 amino acids. Lineage: Eukaryota; Metazoa; Arthropoda; Insecta; Diptera; Culicidae. Gene Ontology annotation, molecular function: 3'(2'),5'-bisphosphate nucleotidase activity. Gene Ontology annotation, biological process: phosphatidylinositol phosphate biosynthetic process. The transcript is spliced from 2 exons. The record is from RefSeq and is a predicted model, not a curated record.